AUGCUUCACUAUGAGAGAGAUAUUCCGAAAUCAACGCAGUCAGAGUCCACAUCUUUCGAAAGAGCUGUAAAACAAGCAGUAAAUAGUGUAGCUUCAACUGCAGAGACGAGAGUAGUAGCAAAUUUUGUUAAAGAUGAGCACACUGAAAACAGUGUUUUAUUGGCUACGGCUAUGGUCAAGGCUAAAUCAAACAAUUGCUAUGCUCAAUCUCAUGUAAUCAGGGCCCUCCUCGAUCAAGGGUCCCAAGCAUCCUUUGUUACAGAGUCAACAGCUCAGUUACUUAGGCUGAAAAGAGUUCCGGUGAAUGCUUCUGUAGCUGGCUUGGGUGAUGGUGAAACUAAAAUUAAAAAUAUGGUUUCACUCAUACUACAAUCACGCCACAGCCCAGCUCUAUCCAUUCGUGUCAAUGCGUUUGUGAUGUCAUCAUUGACAUCAUUCCAGCAGGCAUCACCUGUUAAUGUUUCUGAUUGGCUAGAACUGAGAAACUUACCACUAGCUGAUUCGGACAUACAAUCACCCAGUCGAAUUGAUAUUCUACUGGGAGCUGAAGUAUACGGUGAGAUCAUUUUAGAGGGUUUGAUAAAGAUCAACAAUGGACCUAUAGCACAAAAUUCUUUGUUCGGUUGGAUCAUUUCAGGUAGAGUGCAAACUAAUCAAGCUUCAGCAAAACCAGUGAUCAGCAUGCAUGUGCAAGUUAAAGAAGACGUUCUUCUGAAGAAGUUUUGGGAACUGGAGAACGAACCAGAUGGUAUAACAAAACGACUGACGAAAGAAGAAGAGAAAUGUGAGGAGAUAUUUAAUACAACUUACCAGAGAGAUCAAGAAGGCCGCUAUGUUGUGAGACUGCCAUUCAAUACAGAGGAUCCUGAGUGUCAAUACGGACAGUCACAAAACAUAGCAAGGAAGAGAUUCCACUUACUAGAGAAAAAACUGAUGAAGAAUCCAGGUUUAAAGAAAGACUAUGAAGGUGUUAUUGAAGAGUACGCUCAGCUUAAUCACAUGUCUUUAAUUACCGACAGUGAAGAAAAGAAUAACGAAAAAGCAGUAUAUCUACCUCAUCAUGCGGUGGUUAGGGAAGACAAGGAGACUACAAAGGUUCGUGUCGUGUUUGACGCGUCCUGUAAGGGUGUCAACAAUGUGUCUUUAAAUGAUAAUCUCCUUGUCGGGCCUAAGCUACAACAGGAUCUUCGUCACAUCCUUAUGAGGUGGAGGUCUCAUCAGAUAUGUCUAGUGGCUGAUUUGGUAAAGAUGUACCGUCAAGUCCGAGUGCAUCCAGAUGAUACAGACUUUCAGAGAAUUUUGUGGAGGCCGUCGCCCGACCAACCAAUUCAACAUAACCGGCUAUUGACAUUAACAUUUGGGACGGCAUCCGCACCCUAUUUAGCAGUCAAGGCUAUGCAACAAUUAGCCAAAGAUGAGAUGCCAAAUUGUCCAAAGGCAGCAAAAAUCACGCUAGAAGACUACUAUAUGGACGAUUUAAUGACUGGUUGUGACACAGACGCGGAGGCUAUUGAGAUUUACGAUGAAAUGACCAAGUUGAUGAAGUCAGGUGGCUUUCAAUUGCAAAAAUGGUGCAGUAAUAGUGAAAUAUUACUGAAGUAUAUUGAACAAGAGAAUCAACAAUUGAAUAAGUCCAUCCCAAUCAAAGUUGGCAACACGGUUAAAGUGUUAGGAGUUAAUUGGAACAAGCAAACUGACAGCUUCGAGUAUACAAUAUCAUUGCCAAGAGUUAACGGACCAUUCACCAAAAGAUCAGUUCUUUCGGAUAUAGCUAGGCUGUAUGAUCCGAUGGGUCAUUUUUUGGUCGGAGAGCCACUAAUAGCUAUUCCUGACUAA
This is a messenger RNA of Plutella xylostella (diamondback moth), 1836 nucleotides long. The record is from RefSeq and is a predicted model, not a curated record. Lineage: Eukaryota; Metazoa; Arthropoda; Insecta; Lepidoptera; Plutellidae.